GUAAAAUACUGUCAAACGGUUAUCAGCAUCAUACAAAUAAUUUAAAAGUUAACGUUCUUAAAAAAAAAAAUGAAGGUUCAAGAAUAUGUUCUUCCAAUUUUUGCCGCUAUUUCAUUUUGGGCGGUGCCAAUUGCUGCAAGGGGUUCCCAAGGGUUUCCCUAUGAGUCUCUCGACUGGCCGACGUCGGCCGACAUUUCUGGAUCGUCACCCACAGGAUGCGACAAAUCGUCAUCCACCGGAUACGACAAAUCGUCGGAGGAGGAUAACUGCGAUGGAACCUCGUGCGGCAACAUUUACAAAUAUACCGCAAAAAAACCUAACGGACAGAACGUUUGUUUGAAACAAUACGUCGGAAAAGUGUUGAUCGUUGUGAAUUACGCGUCAGCGUGCGGUUUCACAUACGACAACGUAUGCACUCUGUCGGAAUUUGCCCAAAAGUACAGGAAAUGUGGCUUAGAGAUACUGGUAUUCCCCAGCAACGACUUCUUACAGAACAUCGGUGGGAAUAUCGCAGCCGAAGAGCUCGCAAAUAAUCAUCCUGAAUUUGAAGUAUUUUCGGAAAUUUGUGUAAAUGGCAGAGCACAACAUCCGGUGUACAGAUUUCUCAAGUAUAAAUUACCGGGUCCUUUCAACACAAAAACUAUUAAAUGGAAUUUUACCAAAUUUGUAGUAGACAGGAAUGGAUGUCCCGUUCAACGAUAUGAGGCGACAGACAGUUUCAAGGACAUAGAAGAAUUAGUACAAGAACUGUUGAAGGACCAAUGCUGCUAAUGUUACGUAAAUUCAGUAUCGUCCAACUCAAUUUUCUAUUAUAUCCAGAUUCCACCUGACAUACAAUGCUUGUAUUAUGUUAUUAUAUAAAAACGUUAUUAUUCAAUCGUGCUUUUAACUAUAAUUUUGUUUUUGUUAAAUGUAUUGCGUUAUAUUAAUAAUUUAAAAUGAAGGUAUAAAAAUAAUUAUUUUGACUUUUUUUACAGUUAAAAUGUAUUACACUAACGAAUAAUACUUGUGUUUUAUAAUUAAAAGAUUUGUUUCAAAAUUGUGUGGGAUGGAUUUUAUUAAAUAAAAAUUAUUAAGUUUAGAC
Acyrthosiphon pisum (pea aphid) is the source of this 1084-nucleotide messenger RNA. RefSeq lists its product as uncharacterized. The record is from RefSeq and is marked predicted. Gene Ontology annotation, molecular function: peroxidase activity. Lineage: Eukaryota; Metazoa; Arthropoda; Insecta; Hemiptera; Aphididae. Gene Ontology annotation, biological process: response to oxidative stress.